ACUUUAUUUUAGAUUUUGGGUUUUUGUCAAUGACAAAACUCUGGUGAUGUGACGACUGUCUGCACCAUGAUUGGUUCUCCCUGACCCCUCCCCUCUGUGCUGAUAGGACAAGACGAGCGCGCUCAGUCUGAGCAACGUGGCCGGAGUGUUUUAUAUUCUGAUUGGCGGCUUGGGGCUCGCCAUGCUCGUGGCUCUGGUCGAGUUCUGCUACAAGUCUCGGAUCGAGUCGAGGAGGAUGAAGGAGCUCAUAGACGCCGCCAUGAUGAGCACCAGACUCGGUGGGAUGGCGGGAGGAGGAGGAGGCGUGGCGGCUGUGGGCGGUUUUGGAGGAGGGGCUUCGGGUCUCGGAGGCGAGAACGGCCGCGUGGUGGCGCACGAUUUCCCAAAAGCAGGAGCUCAAGGUUUACCCUGCAUGAGCAAAGCUGCCGGCAUGGGACUGUCCACCGGCAUGUGACCAAAACCCUGACUCCUGAUUGGACGGAAUGCUCCUGUCUGUCUGUCGGUGAGGAGAGAGUGAAGGAGACGAGGGGAAGGAAAGAAGAGAAGAAUAGAUGAGAGUUGGAGGUUAAUGUGCGAAAAUAAGAAGAGGAGAAGGAAUGAGAAAGACAGAAAAGAAGAAUGGAUGAAAAGAGACAGAAAGAAUGAGACUGGAAAGUGAGGAGGGGAAGUAGAGAAAGAAUAAAUAAGAGGCAGAGAAAAGGAUGAUAAGGGAAAGAGGAGAGGGACAGAAAUGAAAGAAGACAAUGGGUGAAAAGAAAAAUGGUGAUGGAAGGAAAUAAGAUGACGGACAGAUGGACAAAGAAAAGAGAGACCAGAGGUGAUGAGAGAAAAAGGUGGAGGGAGUAUGAAGAAGGAAUGAUGAGGGAUGGAGGCAGCAGAAGUAAAAGAAGGGAGAGGAUGGAGGGAGGAAGACGAAAAGAACAGUGAUGAGAUUUGAGGAAAGAUAAAAUAAGAACAGAGGAAAGAUGAGACAGGAAAAAAACAAAGGGGGAAAAGGAAUAAGACAAGAGGAGAGAAGAAAGACAAAACGAGGAGAUCAGACACAGAGAAAGAGAAGAACUUGUGGGGGAAAGAAGAAUGAAGAAGAAGAAGACAUGUGACGGGCCGACAGCAGGAGGAGCGUUCACGUUCACAACAGAGAAAACUGACUCAGCUCCUGCAAGACGAGCGACUGGGCUUAAAAACCAGAAGCUCCACUUUUUCUAUGCUCCUCCUCUUCUUCAAUAACAGAAACUGAGGAGGGAAACUUCUUAAAAACUCAACUGACCGACUUUUCUUCCUCCUUUUCUUAUUCUACCCUUCACUCCUCCUCCUCGUUUCGUCACGUUCACACAAAAUGCCACUUUCAUAUGAGAGAGUUUGAGCAUGUUUUCAACCUUAAGACUUCACAGACGAACACGCGUGUGCCGAUGGAGAGACCUGAGGAAAACGUGUGAAGAUGUAUUUGUCCCGAUUUAAUUUGUGCUGAAAAUUCUCCUAUAACUUUAUUUUGUGGCGAAUAAAACUGAUGUGAUGUUGACGUUAAAGGUCCGAGUCUGAGGUGACGUGUUCAGAUGUUUGGUUUCAAUCAACACUACUUCAGUGAUUAUUCAAUCAUCAAAUUCACUGAAAUUAACAGUCAACUGGUCCGAUAAUUAAAAGUGAAAAUAUGAAUCAAUAAAAUCCUGGUUCUACUGGUUCCUGCUGGAAUUUAAAUGUAGAAAACAACGAGUGAGAAACUCAACGUUUUAGAGUAAAGACGGAAUAAAUUCAAUUAAUAUGAGUUAAUUUAAUGAUAAUUCAGAGUUACGAUGCUAAGAUGACGGACAGGUCAUGAACAAGGCUGUAAGAUAAAUCUCAGAUGUUAUUUUUACACACAGUGUUGGCUAAUGCUAGUGAAAAUGCUAAGCUAACAUCCACCAAGACAGGGGAAACGAUCUCAUUAAUGACCUGAAGACGAUGAAGAUGAUGAUGAAGAUGUUGACGUCCUGAUUUUUUUACCGUCAACUUCUUCUACAGGUAUGCUAACAUGCUAACAAGCGCAGAUUGUGUUCUCCUUCCUUUUGUUUUCUUCGUCUAUGAAUCAGAUCAGUGAAUCUUUUCUCAACAUACUUACACAGAACAAAGUUACACUGUUACUAACAUCGUCACGAGCCGAGGAAAUCAAUUCUACAACUCAUUAAUAAGAAGAACAAGAAACACAACAAUAACAACAACAACAACAAAAACAACAACACACAUCCAGCAAAACAAACCAACAGCCUCUAAAAUAAAAACUAAGUCCUUCUGAUCUGACAUUUACCGUUUUAUUAUUUCAGAGAAUUUUACUGCAGCUGCUGAAAACGUCCGGACACGAUGUUGCUCGUUCACAGGAACAAAAACACCAUCGGGGGGGAAGCUCCGGUAAAUUGGGGGUUAGGUUGCGUCCAGUGACGGAUCUCUGGAAGUCUGCUCAUCUCCACUGAUCGUCUUUAAAUCUCAGACAUGUGAUAAUCAAACAGCUGCUGAGCUUCACGUCACGUGAUUCCACAUCUCUCCUCUCUUUUCUUUUCUUCUCUGAGCCGCAGACGCAGCCCCAGAAGCUUUUAUACAAAUAUCAGGAAUAUGAUAUGUUCACAUUUGUAUGAUAAGAAUGAAACAUGUGCUACACCUGUAAAUAAUGUUCUUUUUAAUCCAGUCAUGAUUUAUAAUCUUUUGAUUUUGUUGAUUCCG
Molecule: messenger RNA, 2691 nt
Organism: Paralichthys olivaceus (Japanese flounder)
Lineage: Eukaryota; Metazoa; Chordata; Actinopteri; Pleuronectiformes; Paralichthyidae
Source: RefSeq, a predicted model, not a curated record